Molecule: messenger RNA, 2838 nt
Organism: Xenopus laevis (African clawed frog)
Lineage: Eukaryota; Metazoa; Chordata; Amphibia; Anura; Pipidae
Gene: vps13a.L
Product: vacuolar protein sorting 13 homolog A L homeolog
Biological process (GO): protein targeting to vacuole; protein retention in Golgi apparatus; autophagy
Source: RefSeq, marked provisional
GGACAGGCGGGUGACACAAGGGGUGGGGGAGGAUUGCUGUGGGGCUGCUGCUGCUGCUUUAGGACAAGAUGGUGUUUGAGUCUGUGGUCGUGGAUGUGCUGAACCGCUUCUUGGGAGACUAUGUUGUGAAUCUUGACAGUUCUCAGCUGAAACUCGGCAUAUGGGGAGGAGCAGUAGCACUAAAGAAUUUAGAAAUUAAAGAAAAUGCACUGAGUCAGCUGGAUGUGCCAUUUAAAGUAAAAGCUGGCCAUAUUGGAAAGCUUGAUCUAAAGAUUCCUUGGAAGAAUUUAUAUACUCAACCUGUGGAAGCGGUUUUGGAUGGAGUCUAUCUGCUUAUAGUUCCUACUGCCAGUAUAAAAUAUGAUGCAGAAAAAGAAGAAAAACAGCUCUUGGAAACAAAACAACAGGAACUUCAGCGUAUUGAAGAUGCAAAGCAAAAGGUUGCUGAUCAGGAAAAACCGAAAGAAGAAAGACAGGACACUUUUGUUGAGAAAUUAAUAACUCAGGUCAUUAAAAAUCUUCAAGUGAAAAUUUCCAACAUUCACAUCCGUUAUGAAGAUGAUAUCACAAAUCCUAAGUGCCCGCUAUCAUUUGGAGUGUCACUUCAAAACCUUAGUUUGCAGACCUCUGAUAAGAAUUGGAAUCCAUGCUUACAUGAUGAAUCUGCCAAGUUAUUUUACAAGCUUGUACGCCUCGAUAACCUGUUUGCCUACUGGAAUGUGAAUUCAAAUAUGUUUUACCACAAAAGUAACACAGCUUUGGAAACCAUGAAAUAUGGGGUUGCUGCUCACAACACAAUUCCUGAAGGUUAUGAUUUUGUGUUCCGUCCAAUAUCAGGAAGAGCAAAACUCCGUAUGAACCCUCGUUCUGAUGUUGACUUUUCCUCACCAAAGAUUGACUUGGAUGUAAAUCUCCAGGACAUAGCAAUUGAUUUUAAUAAGCCUCAGUACCACAGUGUCAUGGAACUUUUAGAGUCUAUUGACUUGAUGUCCAGAAAUUUACCAUACAGGAAAUUUCGUCCAGAUGUUUGUGUUACCAAUCAUGCCUCAAAAUGGUGGAAGUAUGCUAUAACUGGCAUCAUGGAAGUAAACAUAAAACCAAGACUUUAUAUGUGGUCAUGGAAAUGCAUUAGAAAACACAGGCUUCAAGUCAAGAAGUAUAAGGAAUUGUAUAGAACGAAGAUAACAUCAAAGAAGCCACCAGAGGAAGUUCUUUCCAAAACUGAGGAAUAUGAGAAGGCUUUGGACAUAUUUAACAUAACCUUAGCAAGACAGCAAGCUGAAAUGGAGGCAUGCAAAGCUGGGCUUAAAAUCUACAGGCCAGGUGCAAAAGAUGAUGAGUGCAACUCCAAGGGAUGGUUUGGCUGGGUGUGGGGCUGGUCUGGAGAAACCACAGAGAAAAAAGAGGAUUUCAAAUCUGGAGGUCUUGAAGAACUGAUGUCACCUGAUGAGAAAACAAAGCUCUAUGCAGCCAUUGGAUACAGUGACACAGCUGUUGACCCAACCUUGCCAAAAACAUUCGAAGCCAUGCGUUUAUGUGUCAAGCUGCUGAGCAUGUCGGUUCAAUUACGAGAAGAUAAAGGAACAACAGAAUUGAUCAACUUUGCCAUAACUGAUCUGAGCACAGAAUUAAAACAGCGACCAGGAGCACAAGCAAUUAAGUUUGAAGCACAGAUUGGCACUUUUGAAGUGACAGGCACACCCCAGGGAAAGUCAGUGCCUUGCCUCUUGUCUUCCCGACAUCUGAUUGAAAAUAAUAUUUCCCUAUUGAGCCUUAUGUUUGAAACCAACCCAUUAGAUGAGCGUGCAGACCAAAGACUUCAAGUGGAGUCCCAGCCUCUAGAAAUAAUAUACGAUGCAAAAACCAUCAACAAUUUAGUAGACUUUUUUCGACCUCCACAAGAUGUUCAUCUUGAGCAACUGGCCUCUGCCACAAUGACAAAACUUGAAGAAUUUCGGGACAGAACAUCAACAGGCUUACUGUAUGUCAUUGAAACACAGAAGGUUCUUGAUUUAAAAAUUAACUUGAUGGCUUCAUAUAUAAUUGUUCCUGAAAAUGGAUUUUAUGAGCAAGCCUCAAAUUUACUUCUUUUGGAUCUUGGUAGUUUGAAGAUGGUCAGCAAAAGUCGCUCACACCUUCCGCAACUGAAAGUUGGACAGAGCACCAUUGAAGAUAUUAUGUCACGAGCAUAUGAUAGUUUUGAUGUGCAACUUAGCAACAUGCAGCUGCUUUAUAGAAAAGACAAUGAAAACUGGAAGCAGGCCCGCAAUCUAAAACGUUCAUCCCAGCAUAUUCUAGAGCCAAUGGAUCUUAAGGUGGAAUUCAGCAGAGCAAUGGUUGUUACUGAUGCCAGGAUGCCCAAAUGUAAAUUAUCUGGAGAACUCCCUAUACUUUCUGUUCAGAUUUCUGACCAAAAACUGAAGGGUGUAUUGGAACUGAUUGACAGCAUUCCAAAACCUGAAAGUCCUCCUGAAUCAUCUGCAUCUCCCCAAAGAAUUGCUAUGCAAAAAUCCACUGCAGUGACUACCCCUCAAUUGGCACCAAGAAGACCUGCUUUUGUGGACCUUCCUUCUCUGAUUGAGUCUGAAUCGGAAGAAGAGUUCUAUGAUGCACCUACAAGCCCAGUGGAGGAAAUGCCAUUUUUUCAGGAGGCUAAUGGGACACUGGUUAGGACAGACAGUCUGAGAAAGAAGAAGUUGAGAAAACAAGAGACUCUAAAAAAUAUGACAGAAUUUCAGAUGAGAUUUGAAAUCCCAAAUGUUACACUACAGUUAUACAGCUUGUCAAAAGAUGUUGAAAAGACUAUUUUGCACCUAGAGAUAUUGGGAUUAGGUACUG